Molecule: messenger RNA, 3315 nt
Organism: Thyridium curvatum
Lineage: Eukaryota; Fungi; Ascomycota; Sordariomycetes; Thyridiales; Thyridiaceae
Exons: 4
Coding region: 1-3315 (1104 amino acids)
Biological process (GO): protein polyubiquitination
Cellular component (GO): nucleus; ubiquitin ligase complex; cytoplasm
Molecular function (GO): ubiquitin-ubiquitin ligase activity
Source: RefSeq, a predicted model, not a curated record
AUGGACCCCAAUGACCAGCCCGAGCCAACUCUGCCACCGGCGGAGCAGAUGCGAGCUCGUCGGCUGGCCAAGCUGGCAGCCGCUAAUACAGCAUCCAGCUCAUCCGCGACGACGGAAUCAUCGCAGACCCGGUCGUCUUCUCCAGCCUCAAGAGCUGCCACGCCGACUGUCGACAACGCCGCCAUAGCUCCGAAGCCAACAGAGCCGAGCAAGCCCCCGACGAUCAACAUCAACCCGGCUCCUCCCUCCCAGCCAGCAGCGGCGGCAACCGGCGCACCCUCACAGAAGCCUGCCGAAACCAAGACAGGCGGCAAAGCAACACCAACGUCGGUGUCAUCAGGUAUUGUUCGCAACAAGGCCAAGAGAACAGCAGCAGACAUUGAUCCGGCCUCAGCAACCCCACCACCGGCAACCGAGGCCCCGGCCAAGAGACCGCAGGCCGAGUCCAUUGAGGACUGGACAGACAGCACCCUGUCACAUCUAUUUCGCCUCACCGUCGAUUCCACUCGCACCACUGACCGACACGGCCACCAUCUUACAUUCCUCCCGAAUCUGAGCCAAGAACUUCAAGAUCGGGGUCAGCCCCUGAAGCUCACCGCCGAUGAUCUCGACGCUGCCAUCCUCGAGGCUGCGACAGCAGUCCCCCACAAGCGACCUCUACUCCAGUAUCUCCUACCCUGUUGGAAGAAUGUGAUGAGGGCUCUGAAGCCUCUGCGGGAGCCCCCAGCCGACAAGCUGUCCGUGCUCCAAGAGGCGAAGAGGCUUUGCAUGAGCAACUGCAUCUUCGCUCUGACUGUACCGGAGCUUUUUGGCCGCGAGGCAAACCCUGAACACGACACGCUCGCCCCUUAUCUGCUGCGUGGUCUAUCCCACGAUGAUGGUAUCUGCCUUGACUUCAUUCAGGAGGCUGUUGCGCGCAUCCCUGACGAUGAUACUAUCACCCCCAUCUUCACCAAUGCUAUGGUGCAGAUCAGCAACCAACUCUCCAGGAUGACCAUGAACGAUGGGUAUCAGUCGUACAUGGACGUCUUGCUGACGUACGCCAGGUUCAAGCCGCUGGUAGAGGCGCUUGCAGAGCACCCGAUCUUCCAAAUGGCCCAGUCUGCUCCUAACAUAGAAAAGUUCACUCUUCUCGGGCCCUUCUUCCGCAUCUCUCCCUUGCAACCAGAAGUUGCGAAGGUCUACUUCAGCGGCCCACGCACUCUUGAUAAGGGGAGAAUCAAGAAUGCACAAGAUGCACUACAGAUAGGUCUUGCCGCCUAUCAGACCGAUCUCCACACCGUCGCUAUGGCGUUCGCUCGAGCCGGCGACAAGCCCAAGAGCAGGCUCUUGGACUGGUUUGCCUACAUCAUGAACGUCAACCACAAGCGGCGCGCGAUGCAGGUUAACCCCAAAGAGGUUGCCUCGGACGGGUUCAUGAUGAAUGUCAAUGCCGUUCUGGACCGCAUGUGCGAGCCAUUCAUGGACGCCUCAUUCGACAGGAUGGAGAGGAUAGAUAUCAAUUACCUCAAGCGCCAGCCCCGAAUCGACAUCUCAGACGAGACCAAACUCAACGCAGACCAGACCCAAUCUGAUGAGUUCUAUGCAAAGAAGGCCACCGGAUCGUCCAACUUUGUCUCCGAACUCUUCUUUCUCAAUCUUGCCGCCCACCAUUACGGAAGCGGUUCCACCAAGCAGAAGUUGAAAGACCUCGGGAAGGAUAUUAAGAGAAUGGAGCAACAGCUCGCACUUCUCGAGUCCCAACGACAUCGCGCGGCUGGAAACCAGAUGACCUUGACGCUGGUGGAGGGACAUCUGAAGAACUUUACUGCGGCCCUCGAGAGGGCCAUAUCGUAUCAGUACGCCGUGGAGGGCGUUCUCUCGGAUGAGAAGACGCAGGCCAAGUCUCUACUUUUCAUGAGAUAUGUCUCGGUCUGGUUGAUCCGCGUUGCCAGUCAGUCGAACUAUGUCCCUAGCAAGGGGCUCAAGCUUCCUCUCCCGGAUGACCAGCCCGAGGCGUUCAGCUGCCUGCCUGAAUACGCCUUGCAGAAUGUGGUCGACAACUUCAAGUUCGUCUUCCGAUAUGUGCCGCAGAUAAUUCUGUCGGCCAUUGGCGACGAGAUGAUCGUGCUGGCAGUCACCUUCCUGGAGUCGUCCGAGUACAUCCGCAACCCGUACCUUAAGUCGUCCUUGGUGACGCUCCUAUUCUCGGGCACUUGGCCCAUCUAUCAUCUCCGGAAUGGCGCGUUAGGCGAUGCUUUGACUAGCACUAAGUUUGCCAACACGUAUCUCCUCCACUCUCUGAUGAAGUUCUACAUCGAGUGCGAGUCGACGGGAAUGAGUAGUCAAUUCUACGACAAGUUCAACAUCCGUUACGAGAUCUUCCAGGUCAUCAAGUGUGUAUGGCCUAACGACGUCUACAAGAGGCAGUUGACGGAGCAGAGCGAGACCAACCGGUCUUUCUUUGUACGCUUCGUGAACCUGUUGCUCAACGAUGCAACUUACGUGCUUGACGAAGCACUAUCAAAGUUCCCCAAGAUCCACGACCUCCAGAAGGAGCUCAGGGAGACCCCUGACAUGCCACAGGACACACGCCAGCAGAAGGAGACCGAACUCCAGCAGGCUGAGGAUCAGGCAUCCUCGUACAUGCAGCUCGCCAAUGAGACUGUAGCCAUGAUGAAGCUGUUCACGAAUGCGCUGAGUGAUGCGUUCACGAUGCCCGAGAUUGUCCAGCGCCUGGCAGGUAUGCUGGACUACAAUCUCGAUAUCCUCGCUGGCCAAAAGUCCCGACAGCUCAGGGUCGAGAACCCAGAGAAAUACCACUUUAGCCCGAGAACGCUGCUUCCCGAAUUGAUCGACAUAUACCUCAACCUUAGUGGAAAGGUCAGCUUCGUCGAGGCUGUUGCCAACGAUGGACGCUCGUACAAGACGGAUACGUUUAACAACGCGUCCAGAAUCCUGGCAACCAAGGGUCUUAGUGACCCCUCGAAGCUGGCGGCUUGGAAUGCGCUGAAGGACAAGUUCGCCAAGGCCAAGGAGAUCGCGGACCAGGUCGAGCAAGACUUUGGAGAGAUUCCUUCCGAGUUCGAGGACCCGAUCAUGGGCGACCUCAUGAAGGACCCGGUCAUCCUGCCCUCGCACCACAUCGUGGACCGCUCCACGAUCAUCCAGCACUUGCUGUCGGACCCCAAGGACCCGUUCACGCGGCAGGCGAUGACCAUCGAGGAUGCCAUCCCGGCCGACGACCUCCGGGAGCGGAUCAACGCGUGGAAGAAGGAGAAGCUUGCGGCCGCAAAGGCCAAGCUUGCGGACGCCAUGGACACGACUGAAGAUUAG